AAAUAUGGCGAAGGGUGAAAGGUGUAGAAACGAAGAGGAAUCUCCGGAUUUUGAUCAGUACACUAAGGACGCCCUUGAUGUGCUGUUUAGCAAGCAACAGCAAACAUACGAGGAAUUCUUGCAGGGAUUUACCUUCCUGAAAAAAGGUUAGAGACGUUUUGCUCUGAAGUAUUAUGCGCGCUUCAGCUUCAUACACUAUUAAAAGCUUAUUACCGCCUUGACGACCACCGUAAUUUAGAUCUAUUGAUUAAGAGAUGGGACAAGGUUUGUGACAAUCCACCUUAAUUAAAUAGUAACGCUGUUAUAUUUUGUGUACGCUGAUUGUUUUGUUUCUUGUACAGCCUGCGUUCACAAAAAAAAUUUACAAACAAAAGACCUUUGUGAUGUUAAUUGUGAUAAUCACAAUCAUUGAUCAUGAAUUACGACACAAUCGGAUAGAAAAGCGCUAUUUAUAGGGGGGAUAAAAGCAAGGGGGUAGCUCUCCCUUUCCUUCUGCAGCUGCUUGCCUGGAACAAGCUAAAGCCAGGGAAGAUCACCCUGAAGUGCUAAUGUGCAUUUUGGACGGGGAGAGGUGGGGGAGGGGAUGGGAGCACCACUUGCUCAGCGCAUCACAUGUGCUCCCACAGCCACCUCCAUAAUGACCCUUAAUGGAACCUGAUUCAUUCAGUAAACCCUAAUCACUAAACGUCAGAGUCAUGUGUUGGCGUUUGGUGUGGGGCUUCUGGAUAAUAUGUGGGUUUUAGGCAAACCUACCUGUUAGCAUGAAAUUUGAAAAUCAAUGUUAGGGUAAGGGUAAGAGUAAAUGCAUAAAUUCCCUGAGAUUGACUCAAUUGUAAUCCAGAGAAAUUUUAAAUCUUGCGUGUUAAAGUAUACUGUAUAUUUUUUUUUAAUAAUUUGAUGCAUAUUUUUAAUCUCUAUAGAGGAUGUAACAGGAUACAAAGCAAAAAGUUCUCAGAUUAUUGGUCAACAAGACAAAAAGACAGGGGAUACUAUUGUAAAAAGCCUGUCAUCAUCAGAGUCUUCUAGUGUGACAGAAAAUGACACCAUUCCAGAAGAAGUAAGUUUUUAAGACCAAUUUAUAGGAGUCACCAUGGUGAAUGUUAUAUGAAAUUAAACACUUGCAAGACACUUAGACCCUAAUCUUUGACAUUGACUUGGAAAAUUUUUUUUCAUUAAUUAUUGUUUUAUUUAAAUCACACUGUUAAAGUUACAAAGAGGUACAUAAUUACAUAAUAAGGAAUUGAAAAAAAAAAUUGAAAGAACAAAAAAAAGGGAGGAGACGAAAUGCAACUUACAAUUGACAUUGACGAUAUAACUACAUAGAAUUAAUCAAUCACAAUUUUUCUAAUUGGACUUGGAAGAUUUUUGUGUUUUGGAGUUUUCACUUAUUGGAGGUGUGAGUCACGUGGGAAGGGUCAUCGCACAUGGAGGUUCAACUGUACCUGUAGUAAGCAACAAACAAUCUCAACUUUGAAUGGAGGGAAUGGGGGUAGAGGCAAUCAAUGCUAAAUCACUGGGAUGGAGAUCAGUUUUGUAAUAACACAUGAUCUGACAGUUGCCAUUCAAUGGUGCUUAAAUAUCGUAGAUACUAGGACCUGGUUCAGCAACUCCUUCCAUCUUGAUGAGAUCAGCUGAUUCAUCAGGCAAAUCAUUUGUUCAGGUAAGAUUAUUUCACACCCCAAUACCAUGGAGAAAAUUUUUUUUCUCCGGUGAAAAUGAAUUUUCAGGCUCAGAAAAAAUUGUAUAUUUCUGCAUCAAUAGGACAACUGACAUGUGUUGACCCUUAGCUUAAUUUUAAAAAUGCACUUUAUUUGCAAUGAUUGUCAAUAAUUUAUUUAGCACUUAAGUGCACUGGAGAUGGGACCACAAUUAUUUUAAGUGGUCUUCUGAGCUAUGCAAAGUUCUAUCCCUUAUAAUAAUUACCAGUAAUAUGAACAUCAAUAGUUAUUAUUACUAUCAAACUUUCCCUGGCUUAUAUAUUUUUCUCAUGGACAGAUCAUACAAGGUGUACGUAUCAAAUCAUUUAUAAGUGAUGGUGCUUGUAACCAUAUAUAAUAGUCUGUUAUUUUAAAUAAAUGCAUUGAAUUACAAUCAUUUCAUUUGUAAGUAUUACUUUACUCAUUCAUGUUGAGCCACACAUUUCACUUUUCAGGUAGAUAACUUUAUUGACUGCAAAGAUGAUGCAAGUGAUGAUGAGGAAGAGGAUUCAAAGAUGCAUGACCAUGGUCUUUUAGAAGAUGAAUUAUUUUAUUCAUCUAGUUAUUCUCCUUCAUUAUCAUCAUUAUGCCCAGCUAGCACGUCAAAAAGUGAAAUAACAACAGAUCAAACCAGACAUCAGAAGAAAAAGUUAACAGCUGAUCUAGAUGAUGAAAGCCUUGAAUCCAAAAACAUCUUUUAUCUGUCUGGUAAUUAUUAAGCUAUUAUUAAUUAUUUAAAAUAUCUAUUUAAAUGUUGGUCAAUGGCUAGAUUGUAAAACUCUUAUCUCAUUUAGCGGACUUACAUGGGUCGUAUAAAUGAUAUAAUACUAAGGGGACAUGAAAUUUCUCGGUCGUGCAGAUUGAGCCUUCAUUAUGAUUGGCUUUUUUGGUUUCAUCUCAGGAAUUUCAAUGUCCCUUUCUGUGGUUAUAUCAGUUAUUUUAUUUUGAACCUUAAAUUACAUUGCUUUAAGUUUGUAAACUAAUAAUAUUAAUAUGUGAAACCCAAAGCAGUCUUUUAAGGAAUCCUUACAAGUGUAGUUCUCGCUCUAAAAAGACCCCAAAUUUCUAUGAAAACAACGUUCUUACUAUUUUAUUGGUUAUCGGCACACUGCACAAGCUCAAAGACUUAGCCAAACUUUCAUUUUAAUACUAUUUUAUACUAGUCAAGAAUAAGGUUAAAAGCUUCCCAUCACUCCGUUGUUGCAUUAUGUUGUGUAUUUUGUUUUGGUAGAGGGUGUAUCAAACCUUCCAGGGGAGGUUGAGGACCAGGAAACAGCUGAUGAAGAAGGUAAAUUGGAGUUGUGACAUGAAAUUACGUUAUUUUUAAGGUGUGCAAAAGGAUUAAUAUUUAUUACCAGGGCUUCUUAACUUAUCAUAAGAUCUUUUAAAUACCUAUAAUAAUUUGUAGUUGGCAUAUAAAUUAUGUGUGUGGGUACGUGGAGUCUUUUGUGUGCAUAGGCAAUCUGACAGGGCCCAGUUGUUUGAAGGCUGAUUAGCCCUUAACCCGGGGUUAAAUUUAACCCGGGUUUCAUUUUCUGGUGUUCUAAAGCAUUUUCUCAGAUAAUUUUCUCUGUUAUUUUUAGAGCUUCCAAUCGUCAACUUGUACACAAAAAGAAUUAAAACUGAAAUGCUUUUGAAGCUUUCAAAUCUGAAUUCAAAUCUCGCACUAACCCUAGGUUAUCUUAACCCAGCUUUGAACAACUCGGCCCAGGUGUUUAAGCGUCUAGCCUAAGACAAAGAAUAAUAUGGGGAAGAGGAGUACCUGUGUGAUGACUUCAGUAUGAACACUUCUGAUUAAACUUACAUGACAGAUUGUAUUUUGACAUGACUAUAAUCUUCCAAAUAGAGAGAAGUGUGAUGCAACGUUACCAUGGUAGCAAAAUUUCUGGAUCAUAACAAUAGGGAAUUUUUGCAAUGAUAAACAGCAAAAAAACAAUAGGUUUAGAUUGGCAAAAAAAAACAACUUCGCACAUACGUCAUGUUUUUAAUUUGUACAUUUCUUAGCUGAAUUUGACCCAGAAAAUUUUGCCAACAUUUGACAAAGUAAAUAAAAUUAAAUAAGAUCGAUGAAGUUUGAAACAGUGCGAAUCCACUUUUCAGGGUCGGCCAGGGUUUUUGGGUAUAUGGGAUACAGGGGCUUUUUAAAUCGGGUAUACGGUAUAUUGCAGCUUAAACACGGGUAUUCGGUAUAUCACUUUCUUUGAAUUUCAGGUAUAAAGUAUACCUGGGUAUAAUUUUGGGUUUAUUUGGAUGAAUUUUGGGUAUUUUGGGGUAUUUUGGCGAAUUUUUUUCGGGUAUACUGGUAUAUGACUACCCCCCCCCCCAACUUUUUAAGUGACAUUUUGGUUUGUGUCAUUUAGAAAUUUUGCUACCAUGACAACGUGACAUCACGACUUCCUCUCUAUUGGGUAGUGGUAAAGUGGGUGUCUUGUUUUACAUACAUGUACCUUAUCAAACCCAAUCAACAGUUGUGUGUGUUGGUCCUUCUAUAUCCUGUUAUAGAUAUUUCCAUUUCUAUUCAGAUAGUGGAUUAAAGGAAUCUAUGGAGCCAAACAUAAGACAACUGCAGAUCUCCACAAGACUAAAGGGGGACAAUCUGAUAAGUGAACACAUCCUCAAUGUGGUAUGUGCCGCACUCUAUUUCCUUCUCAGUCUGCCCAUGUAAGCCCUUGUAUGGCACUGUUAUCACUCAUGAGAAAAUUAAUAGAACUGUACAGUACCGCAAAUGAUCCCCAACCGCAAAUGAUCCCAAGACCGCAAAUGAUCCCCUGUACUGAGUACUUUUUACCCUUUUAGUAGACUGCAAGUAGUUGUCCUUUUCUCAGAGCCAAUGCAGCAAAUUGUGCAAGUUAAUGGUAAAAAGGAGGAGAGAUUGGGGCAGAGAGAGGAAAAAGGACUUCUUUGCUUUCUUCUCUCAGGCUCCACCCUCAUUUCUUCACCCCUCCUGAGUGUUCACAUUCUACCAUGUCUCAAAAAAAAAAAUUAAGAGACUGCUUGCAGUCUAUUUAGUAACAUAGUCUAUUGAUUUGGGUGUUUGGGAAGGGGUGGGGCUCUCUCUUUGUGGGUUGAAAUAAUAUUCACUUAAUCCACUGCUUUGCUUGAUAUUGCACUUGUUUCGAGUCUAAGUUUUAACCUGAUGCAAUGGGGGUCCAAGCAUUAUUUUGCUGCCACUGUAGUUCUCUGAGCCAAAAGAGAGAAAAAUGCUUUGAUGUUUGAUUUCCUAAAAUCCCCCACUCUAAUUAUGCUUUCUUCGUCUUAACACCACAGGGAAGUGAAGGUACAGAUGAAGUGCAACCAUUUACACUCGAUACAGAAUUUGAUUAUGAUAAUGUUGCCUUGACACCCAAGUUCAGAAUGGUACCUGGCAAGCAAUUCAUGACCAUCAAUCACAGAGACUGAAAGAAGGCAUUGGAUGGAAGUACUUCCCAAAAAAGGGGUCAUUCGUAUUUUAUUAACCUGUUCACUGCAAGAAAAAGCAAACUUAGAAAUGAAGAAAAAAAUAACUUAUUUCCCUUUGUAAAUAUACUUGAAGAAAUACUGCAGAAGAGGUUUCAUUUCAAUGACCUCACCCACAGAAAGGAGAGUGUCCAUAUUGUAGAGGUGUCUGCUUUAUAGAGUCAAACAUUAUGCCUGAACAACAUCAUGGAUUAACUCUGGAUGUCUGCCUACAGAGUUGUCUCUUGUAAUAAUUUUACCACCUUCAAGAGUGAAAGCGUUAAGGAAAUUAGCCAUGUGGAAUUCCUGUUUGGGUG
This is a messenger RNA of Porites evermanni, 5449 nucleotides long. The record is from the annotation of a GenBank genome assembly. NCBI's taxonomy places the organism in Eukaryota, Metazoa, Cnidaria, Anthozoa, Scleractinia, Poritidae.